AUGUUCUCGCGUGGCCACCCGUGUCUAAGAAGGCGCCUUCCUGUCGUCUUGGACACCGUCGCGGCCGGCCCCGAUGAACCACUACUGUUCCUCUACCCCCGAUGGGCCGCGUCUGCCCUCCGCCAUCACCGACCGAUCACGUCCUUGACGCCCGCUGCAGCUCCGGUGAAAGGCUGCCGUGCUCUUUUUCGAUCCACUGUUUGCCUUCGUGUUCCUUCGCCGACGUUACGGAGUCAAAAGUGUCAAUGGGUCUCUUCGAGUGCGGUUUCUCUUAGAAAAGCUCGCGGUGGUGCGAGUAACUACGUGGACCUAGUGGCGGAGGUUGCAGAUACGAACUCUGGGGGAGGCAAAAAGCUUGCAGGAGAUAUAGACUCGAACCAGGAUGUUACAACAGGGCCAAAGCAGCCAGUCGAUCAUUCAGUCGGCCUUCCCGAUGUCCCAUCGACUGGGCUUACACAGAAAAAGGGACGGGGCCGGAGGAGGGUGCUAGGCUCACGAGGUCUUUCAAGAUUAAGGCCUCAGUCGAAAGCACUAUCUGUUCGGGAUCGAAGGCUGCUACGCUCUGGCAAUUUUAUCGGCAAAAGAUUAGCUGCAAGGCAAUCUGCCACCAGGCCGGGCAGACCUGUGCCAUCAUGGCGCCAAGUAAAGGACUUGCUCAAGCAACUGCAGGAAAGGAAGAGAUUGCUACCGAGGAAGAGUUCCAAGCACACGGAGAUUCUCAUUCCUGAAGAGACCGUGGGACUGCUGGUAGGUGUCUCGGACCACUCUUUCAAAGAGAACAUCUAUUUCUCGUCAAUCCGCAACGAUGGUGCUGCGUCGGAGGGCGACGGGCUCUCCCGCAAAGCGAUUCUGUCGGGUUCGGAAGAUGCUAAGGAGUUGGUGAAAGAGUCCAUCACUCGCGCCCAUAUGCUGCAAACAAGCGGUGACCCACUCGUCGAGAUGGCUAAGCCGCCCGUUCCUGUUUUCUCUACGACGCUUUCAGUGCACGAGAAGAAGGGACCUAUACCUUUGGUCCGUGGUGUUUGGUCUCGUGCGAAAUAUAGACCCCAGAGUCUGGAUCAGGUUCUUAAGUUCCGCCGGCCUAUUACUUCCGUCAAAGCUUUCUUGGAGCAUAUCGAGGACUUGACUCGAGUGCAGAGAAAGUCAUUCCGGAAGACUUCAGGCCCGCCUAGCAUUCCUUACCAGCAGCUGGUUGCGCAAGAAUUAUUGGCAUUGUAUCAAGGAGAUCAAAACCGCAAGUUCUUCUCAACUGCGGCUUUGAAUUGCACGUUGGAAUAUCUAUGCAAGUGCGAGAUGUUCAACGCUGUCCGAGAGGUGUUCAAUUCGGCAGAGCAAAUCGCUACUGUGGACAGCUACAACAUCCUUCUGGACUCGGCAGCGCGGCGCAUGGACAGAAGCGCUUUUUACGUUUUCUUGAACUCUAUGCGACGAAAACGUAUUCAUCCAAACUCAUCAACAUGGAUUGCCUUGCUAAAGAGUAUGGCUACAGCUUCCAGCAAGGCCAGUCUUAUUCAGUACAUGGCGCGGAAAGGCAUUUUGGACGUCCCCGGCUCGGUUCAAAGUGUGAUUCGGUUGACGAUUGACGAUUCCUUACGCCUGCAUCUGAAAAGUGGCCAAGGUGUUGCAUCUUUUGUUAACAUGAUGGCUCAGACUCAUGGGGCCAACUGGAUCAAUUCAACCCUACUUGCCCAGAUGGUCGGUGUGAUUGCUCGGAUGAAAGAUUAUGAUGCCCUGGACCAGUUCUUGAAGCUCUGCAAUGAUCAUAAUCUCCCGAUUGAAAGCAACUCCCUUACUCCUAUCGUGACCAUGUUUCGCGGAAGCAUCUUCAACGCCAUUCACUACGCCAUCCAAUUCCUCAAUCGCCCUUUGUUCAAAUUAGAUGUCGAAACUUACGAAAUCUUGUUCCUGCUGGCCUAUAAAGCUCGCCGCUAUAACAUCUGCCGUGUUCUGUGGUGCUUUGCCUGCACUGAAGACAAAGUGACCUACAAGAUGCGCAAAACCGUCUUGACCUCUCUCGCCCGCAACGUCUCAAUAGUUCCGGGAAGCAACGAUAUCUCGAAAAUCUGGCUCACCAGCGCUGGCAACGUGAUCAGUGGUAUGGACCUCAAUGGCCUUCGCAAGUUCCCAGCGUAUAUCAUGAAGAAUCUCCCAGAUGAGUUCAGAGAGGAGCCACUCCUUUACCUGGCCCGCGGGUUCCAGCCAAAGGGCCCGCAGCGUGAUCUUCAGCUACAACUAGCCAAUCUUGUUAUCAAUCAAGAUAUUGAACUUGGCCCUAGGUUCAGAAUUGAUCUUUCUUUGGGCAUUAUGCUAGAAGCUGCGGCUACUCUGGAUCGUGAAUGGGCUGGCAAACCUUGGCCCUUGACGUGGUUGAAGCAAAAUGCCAUCGAGGUGCCCACGAAGUUGCUUGCAUUUGUUUGA
Messenger RNA from Penicillium maclennaniae, 2418 nucleotides. RefSeq lists its product as uncharacterized. The transcript has 2 exons. The record is from RefSeq and is a predicted model, not a curated record. Gene Ontology annotation, molecular function: protein binding. The coding region runs from base 1 to 2418 and encodes 805 amino acids. Lineage: Eukaryota; Fungi; Ascomycota; Eurotiomycetes; Eurotiales; Aspergillaceae.